AUGCGCAUUUGACACGCUCUCUCCUUUCUCAAACCCCCACUCUUUCACUGUUAAGAACUUGAUAUAGUCGAUAUAAAGUGAAGAGGAGUCACAUCUCUUUUUCUUUCUUUCUCUCUUGCGCAGCGUUCUAUAUCCUUUUUACGAAACUGUUACACAAUUGCUCGAACUUGUUUCAGGCCGUCCAAAAAAGCGACAGAACAUGACGAGUCCGGUCGUGAUUUCAGCCACAGCUAAGCAUACAGCAACGCUAAUAUUUUUCCAUGGCUUGGGUGAUACAGGGCAUGGUUGGGCCAGUUCCAUGGGUGCGGUGCGAUCCCCUCAUGUUAAAGUUAUUUGUCCUACUGCGCCCACAAUGCCAGUAACGCUUAAUGCAGGGUUUAGAAUGCCUUCCUGGUUUGAUCUACGCACUCUGGACUCCAGUGGUCCUGAAGAUGAAGAAGGUAUACGUACAGCUGCUCAAGUAGUCCAUUCAUUAAUAGCGGAGGAAGUUGCAGCUGGGAUUCCUACCACACACAUUGUUCUAGGAGGAUUCAGUCAAGGUGGAGCACUAGCCAUGUACAGUGCCCUUACAUUCCCAGAGCCUUUAGCUGGCAUUAUAGCUUUAUCCGCAUGGCUUCCUUUACAUCAAAAAUUUCCAGCAGAAGCAAUAGGUAAUAGGAACACUCCACUGUUGCAAUGUCACGGUGAUUGCGAUCCAAUUGUGCCAUAUAGAUGGGGUCAAAUGACAGCAUCUCUUCUAAAACAAUUUAUGACACAGACAGAAUUCAAAACAUACCGGGGAAUGAUGCAUACAUCUUCUGAGGAGGAAAUGCGCGACAUAAAGAAAUUCAUCGAAAAGGUUCUGAAACCGUAAUAGAUCAAAUUGAUAUAUAUUGAUAUUUUAUCGGUUACUUCAAGUAUUUAACUGUACAUUAUAUUGAAAUAAUUCCAAUUUUGCGAUUAUUUAAUUUUAGUAAAUUAUAUGAACUUUAAAGACGUCAAGUAGAAUAUCAUUGAAAAUCUUCCAAGAUAUUGAGAUUCAAUGCUACGUAGAAAAAGUAUACUUUCCUAUAAAGGAAUAUAUUUAUUUACAACCUUUAAUUUGUAACUGUAUAUUCAAACACUUCUUGAUAUUUUAAUGUACCAAAGCAUUCAUAUAGCAAUAUUACUGAAUUAAUCCAUGCACAGUCCUUAAUCCUUU
Messenger RNA from Acromyrmex echinatior (Panamanian leafcutter ant), 1180 nucleotides. RefSeq names its product Acyl-protein thioesterase 1 (gene Apt1). Gene Ontology annotation, biological process: protein depalmitoylation. The record is from RefSeq and is a predicted model, not a curated record. Gene Ontology annotation, cellular component: cytoplasm. Gene Ontology annotation, molecular function: carboxylic ester hydrolase activity; palmitoyl-(protein) hydrolase activity. Lineage: Eukaryota; Metazoa; Arthropoda; Insecta; Hymenoptera; Formicidae.